Molecule: messenger RNA, 4294 nt
Organism: Tigriopus californicus
Lineage: Eukaryota; Metazoa; Arthropoda; Copepoda; Harpacticoida; Harpacticidae
Product: potassium voltage-gated channel protein Shab-like
Exons: 3
Coding region: 18-2126 (702 amino acids)
Biological process (GO): potassium ion transmembrane transport; protein homooligomerization
Cellular component (GO): voltage-gated potassium channel complex; membrane
Molecular function (GO): protein binding; delayed rectifier potassium channel activity
Source: RefSeq, a predicted model, not a curated record
CGGGCCAACCAAGAACGAUGAGUUCCAUUGGCGAUCGUUUGAAGAAAGGAGGCCCUCCAUUGGCGUCCAUUGAAAGUCUAUUGAGCUGUGAGGCUAAAUCCACUCCGAGAUCGGAAAAUAAUACACUCCACGAGGCUGAAUUGUUUGAACCUGUUAGGAACUCGGCUGCAGCGGCGGUCACCUCUCCAUUGGCCAUGGCCACGGGGAGAGGAAAUGGUGGGCCUCCACCAGACAAUCAUCACCAAGCCUCAGCUCCCAGCUCGCCUAUCCUUAGCUUUGAGGAUUUCCAAAAAUUGCCCAACGAUAAGCAAUCCGAGGAGAUCUUCAAGCUCUUAGCCAUGCUCACUCCAUUCGCCAGUGAGGUUAGCUCAUUACGGGGAAGUGUCGAAAGUGCCCUCAAUCGCAUAGGUGAAUUGGAACAAGUGAAUCGCAUGGGACUUGGGCUGGCUUGCACAGCAGCACAAGGGAAAAUAUUCAAAGGCUCCGGGAAUCCAUAUGAGGAUCCUGAGGGCUCACCACGCUCAGGGACCCCACUUCUCCGUGAUCUCAUGUCAGACUCGACUCCUCCAGAUCAGUUCAUCAUUGCCAAAUCCAGGCAGAUGAACCGCCGUGUGACUCUGAAUGUGGGAGGUGUACGCCAUGAGGUGAUGUGGAAAAUGUUGGAAGGCAUCCCAAGGUCUCGCUUGGGACGCCUGGCCCUUCAAGCCCCCACUCACGAUAAGAUAUUAGACCUUUGUGAUGCCUACUCCUUGGUUGAUAACGAGUACUUCUUUGACCGCCAUCCUAGGUCCUUCAAUUCCAUUCUGAACUUUUACCGAACAGGCAAACUUCACGUUGUGGAUGAAAUGUGUGUCAUGGCCUUCACUGACGAUCUUGAUUUCUGGGGCAUCGAUGAGGUGUACCUAGAGACAUGUUGUCAAAACAAGUUCAACACUCGAAAAGAGCACAUAGUCGACGAGAUGAAGAAGGAAGCUGCCAAUAUUUCGAAGGAAGUUGAAGAGGACUUUGGAGAUGGGAAAUUUGCCAAAUACCAAAAAUGCUUAUGGGAUCUCAUUGAGAAACCCCACACGUCAACGGCUGCCAAGGUGAUCUCUGUGAUAUCAAUUGCGUUUGUGGUGGUAUCCACUGUCGGUAUGACUCUUAAUACCAUGCCGUCUAUCCAACAUCGCAGUCCUGAAGGAGAGGCCAUCGACAAUCCCAAACUCGCUCUCAUCGAGGCAGUUUGUAUCUCGUGGUUCACAAUUGAAUAUUUGCUCAGGUUUGCCGGCUCACCCCAAAAGUGGGAGUUUGUCAAAGGUGCCAUGAAUGUCAUUGACGUGUUGGCCAUCCUUCCAUACUAUGUCUCCCUGUUCCUCAUGGAACCCGAGCACAUAACUCCAGGAGAUGUGCAAACCACCACAACCACCACAACGUUAGCAAGUAUAGAGGUGGAAGAAGAGGGCGGUGCCUCAUUCGACGAUGUUCGCAGAAUCAUUCAGGUGUUUCGAAUUAUGCGUAUCAUGAGAAUCUUCAAGCUAGCUCGUCACUCCACCGGUCUCCAGUCCAUUGCCUUCACGUUGAAGAACAGUUACAAGGAGCUGGGCUUGCUCAUGCUCUUCUUGGCCAUGGGAGUGCUCAUUUUUUCCAGCUUGUGCUACUUCGCAGAAAAAGAGGAACCGGACACGGAUUUCUCUUCGAUUCCAGCCUCCUUUUGGUGGGCCAUCAUUACCAUGACCACAGUGGGAUACGGUGACAUGGCUCCGGUCACGGGUUUCGGGAAGGCAGUGGGAACUUGUUGUGCCAUCAGCGGUGUCUUGGUCAUGGCCCUUCCCAUUCCCAUCAUUGUGAACAAUUUCGCCGAGUUCUACAACGAGCAGAUCAAACGCGAAAAAGCCAUCAAGAGGAAGGAAGCCUUGGAAUUAGCCAAGAAAGAGGAAGAAGAGGCCCGAUUGGCGGAGGUGGAAGGCCUGGUUGACCUGUUACAGAAAGAACCGGGGCCUUUCAAGUCCCCACCUCUAUCUCCGCCAGAUGGUCUCACCAUUAGACAGGCCAAUAGCCUGAGAGACCAUGUGGGGAGUCGAAGUUCCAUUCUGAGGGAGAACAGUAUUCGAAACAAUAGUAUGGGAGACCGGCACAGCAUUCGGUGAGGGAGAAGGCACUCUGAAGAGAUCCACAACACUCAACCAGGCGUUAAAAAAAAACAGUAUAAUCUCCAGCGCUUCCACGUUGAGCCCAGGCAAGCUAUCUGAACUUCUGAAGCCAUUCCUUUGAUGACUUUCCUUCGUACUCACUCAGCUACAAAUCUUUUUGAAAGUGGAAACCCAUUUUUUCUUCGCAAUUUCACUGGCAUCCAAGUGCCUCGUUCGAAAACUUCAGAGGCCAACAACUAGUUCAUUGACGACGGGAUCGCGUGAUUCCAUGACAUUGGUGGCUCCAACAUCUUUAGAAAUGGAAGAACUGGCACAGAAAGAGACCACAAUCCCCGGCACCCUGUGUCGGUAUGCAGCCGCCAUCUAUUCAUUCAUUCAUGCCACACCGAGAACCUCGGCAAUGUCCCAAUCGGUCCCAAUGCAGUAAGGUUGGGUGGGUCAUAAAAACUCCUCCAGGCAUAUUUUGCAGUUCAUCCCUCCCUCUUGGCCCUCUGGUACGUUCAUUGCCUGCUCACUUCGAGACAACAACUACAUACGGUAUUAUUCUAUCUCUCGCUCUCUCCUGUUUCCCAAUCUUCUGAUACUCCUGGACCUCUCUUGAUGAGUUGCUCAAUGGCUACACGACUGAGUUUUGAAGGCAGAGCGUGUUCCAACUCAAUUUUUACAACCAAAAACAGGACUCAGAUCCCGCACGCACAUCUUUACAGAGUUCUCCUCUCUUGCUUCAUUUGGACUCAUUCACACACCCACUCGAAACACAGAAUGACCAUUUGCAGUCAUCUUCAUUAACUAACAACUGCUGUUACUACUUACUACUACUACUACUGCUACUACUACUUCACCUACCACAACAAUAAAAAACAAAAACAGCAUCAACAUCAUCAUCAUCCAUCCUGAAACGGACGGUGACCGGUUCAUAAAGUAAUCAUCCAUUUCUAUCUGCAAAAGCCUGCCUACUCCAAUCAUCUCACCACUUACCAAUACCUAAAACAACACUCAUAGUAAUAAUGAGUCCUUGCGACGAAAUCAUCACCAUUCAUGAUCACAACCAUCGCGGAUAACCAGAAUAUCCUCAAGAACAGGGUUGAAUAACCAAGUACAUAUUGUUAUGUUUAUGAUCUUGAAAAUUAUUUCGUUCUCUCAUAAUCAUUACGAUGAUUGAUUACCCUCAUCACCAUUACACACUAUUGAUUACACUCUUUGGCAAAAAACAGCCGAGCUACAUAUGAACUACUCGUUUGCAUGGAGUUUCACUUGAACCCUCCCCUCCUUUGAAAUGCUCCUUAUACCGGCUCAAAUUUCAAUUGAUCCCAUUUACUCACUAACAAUCCUUACCAGCUCUGCACCACUGUUGCUCCAAAGACAAAACCCAGAAAACGAAUGCUCGAAAACGUACAUCACCCGUGGAAAAUUGUCAAUUAAGCCCGUCCGCAAGAAUUGUUGAAAGUCAUUUCAGGCUUCCGCGUCUUUGGAACCGAGUCUUUGGAACCGAUUUAGAACUCUAAAUCUUCAUCUACCACCAAACACAAUCUAAAGCAUAGUCAUCGACCACUCUUGCAUCAUACAUACAUGAGCUUUUGACCCCAAAAGGAUUCGUAUCAACUUUAACACACGAUCUUAAUCUUGGGCACGUUUGGUUUCUGAACCGGUCUCGAAAGAUGGUCUGCAGCCUGAAUGUCAUUCAUCUUUGAUCGAAGCCUCAUUGAAAGUCAAUCGUUUAAGAACGUACAGAUCAAGAACUACGUAGAAACACCGUACACUUCAGCUGAAUCCCUCGUCCCCCUGCGUACAAUGAAUGAAUGACCUGGGUCAAUUCGGAAUCAAUUCUGAAUCGAUUGUUUGCUCACCCUAUUUAGCGUCUCAAUUCUUCCCCUAGCUUACAAAAAUCAGCCCUCUACUAAAGUUCCUUUGACCAAACUUGGGCACAUUGGAAAUGGCCAAACAUGCCGCCCUCCAUUCGAUAUUCCCGCAGAAUAUUCUUGUCAGCUCAUUCGUUCCCGAUGCAAGCAAUCCUUCUUGUUUCCUUUCCGUUGAGCAACCCUUUUUCGAUCGUGUUUGACUCCGAACCAGUGGUUGUGAUUCCUCUUGCUCCUCGAAAAAACGCGACAAUCCUCAAUUACACAACCAAGACAAUCGCUCCUUCAUCGAAAACGAAUGGUUAAACA